CAAAGAACACUUUGAACAAAAUUUCAUAGAAUAUGUUUAUAUGUAUAUUUUUAAAUUUCGUCUGGUAAGAACAGUAAUAGAAAAUAGUUUUGACAUUAGUGUGGGACACAGGAAAGGAGCGAAGAAUACUGUACAAAGAGAAACUAUUCCUUUUGGAUUGAGAUGGCGCCACCGGUUUAUACAGAUUUGGGCAAAAUGGCCCGUGACCUAUUCAAGCGCGGCUAUCAUCCAGGAAUAUGGCAACUGGAUUGCAAAUCCAUGUCCAGCUCAGGAAUUGAGUUCUUCACCACGGGUUUCGCCACCCAGGACAACAGCAAGGUGAUGGGCACAUUGCAGUCCAAAUUCAAGAUCGAGGAGCACGGACUUACAUUAACUGAACGUUGGAACACUGAAAAUUGGCUCUAUGGUGAAAUUAUGCAAAAAGAUAAAAUGGCCGAGGGUCUAGUAAUGGCAUUGGCAGGAAGAUUUCAGCCAAGAUCAAAUGCAAAGGAGGGCAAAUUCAAGUUGGGCUAUGCCCAAGAGAAGUUUAACUUUUGGUCAGACAUUGAUAUCAGCUCCAGUCCCAUACUGAAUUGCUCUUUGGUUCUGGGACAUAAGGAAUUUCUGGGUGGUGUCGGCUGUGAAUUUGACGUGGGCAAUACAAAGCUUGAAAAUUGGAAAGUUGCCUUGGGCUGGACAAAUGGGGAACAGGCCACAGUGCAUGGUGAAUUAAUUAAUGGUGAUUCUUGGUUAGCUUCACUCUUCUACAAGAUCAACGAUAAAUUCGAUGCUGGGGUGGAGAUUUCCAAGAUUUCCAGGACUGGUGGAGGCGGUGAAGGCGUUCCUGGACAACCUGGAGCUGAAAUUGAUGUAUCAGCCCAGCAAGUGCCACAGGAUGAGAGUGGCGGCAAUUUAAUGUUUGGUGUGGGCAUGAUAUAUCAUUUGGAUGCCGAUUCCCUAAUAAGGGCCAAGAUCAACAAUGCCAUUGAGGUUGGUCUGGGUUAUGAACAGAAGUUGCGGGAAGGCAUCACCGCUUCCAUAUCCGCUGUGCUCGAUGGUAAUGAUAUUGGCGGUGGCAAUCACAAAUUCGGCGUUGGUGUGGCCCUAGAGUGCUAAAAACAUUGAAAGGAUUCGAUUUACUGUUAAAUUAACUGUUAUCCCUACAAGUGGAGUAAAACUAUUAUUUUUUUCUUUGGAUAUAGUAAAUGAGACAUACAAUAAACGAAUUUUUGAUAAUA
Molecule: messenger RNA, 1217 nt
Organism: Drosophila willistoni
Lineage: Eukaryota; Metazoa; Arthropoda; Insecta; Diptera; Drosophilidae
Gene: Porin2
Product: voltage-dependent anion-selective channel
Exons: 3
Coding region: 163-1095 (310 amino acids)
Biological process (GO): monoatomic anion transmembrane transport
Cellular component (GO): mitochondrial outer membrane
Molecular function (GO): voltage-gated monoatomic anion channel activity
Source: RefSeq, a predicted model, not a curated record